Molecule: messenger RNA, 1565 nt
Organism: Aspergillus sclerotioniger CBS 115572
Lineage: Eukaryota; Fungi; Ascomycota; Eurotiomycetes; Eurotiales; Aspergillaceae
Exons: 3
Coding region: 99-1565 (488 amino acids)
Source: RefSeq, a predicted model, not a curated record
CGAUGUUCUUAUUCCGCACUUCUGCUCAGUGCAGAAGUGCUCUGUUAGAUCAUCACAUGUACAGCGAUCUACAGUACUGUAACCCUCAGACUUGACCAAUGAUGUCCCCUGCACCUAUCGCUGCAGAAAUGCAGCAAGACCAGCGGCUAGAAACUCUGGCCAGAGCUUUCGAAGCUCUUCUGAUGACCACUCAACAACUCAACUGCAAGGAGAAAAGCUUGCAGCAACGGCUGGAAUAUGCCUCUGACGAGUAUCUCAAGCUCGCAGGAAAGCUCCCCGGCGGAGUCGAUGGUCAUACGAAAGUCGUCGCGGAUAAGAUCCUUGGUCGCCAUCCCGAGUUUGACCACCACAGAAUACAAAUCAUAAAACCCCCGGACGUAGUAAAGGCGCUUGCCGAGUCCGGAAACGUAGGAGAUCUCGCCCUUACCGCUAUAACGGAAGGGCUGACGUGCUACCAAUCCAUCAUACCUCCACAUGAGGUUAGGCCGCUCUCGGAUUUCAGCUCGUGUCUUGUCGCGACGAGAGCCGGAGUGCCUGCUCCCCUAGAGAAAGACUUCACUACCAAGGGCACGCAGGGAAGUUUGCGUUGUCCCUUUGCGAAGCAUAACAAUAAGACCUCUGAAAACGGGGUGUCCAAUGGGAUUCAAAGUCCUCUAAAGGAUCAGAAUGGGGAUGCGUAUCUAGACCAGCAUAGUCCGGAGGAGAUAGCCGACUAUGUUGAGAGGCACAAGCACGAGAUCCCUAGAAGCCAUGCUGUCUGCGUUCAACGGUACCAGCGGGACUCGCAGACCAUGCGGCAGCUGGAUGCAAAGUACGGUAGCCUUAUCAAUAUGAUCCAGGGCUUGUCUGCCAAACAUCGGGCGUUCCUACCGGAGCAGAGCCAAAGUGGCACGGCAGCCUCGAGCUCUUCUGCCGAGCGAGUGGAGAAAUGGGCGCAGGAAGUUGGUCAGAAGUCGGAGCUACAUCCAACAAUCAAAGAGGAGGAAGAAGAGGAGGAGGCGGCGGCGGCUGCUGGACAGGAGGAAGAAGGAGAAGAGAGAAAGAGUCGGUUUGAUCGUCCUCUGCGUGAAGUCCGGGUUGGCGAAUCCCCAAGCAGGCCCUGGGGGAUUCCUGUCCCGGUGACGCCUCUACCUCCUACUGCAUCAGCUCCCGAUUCCCCAGUUGUACCUGCUGCGACCCUCGACCCGGCACCAACCAAGCCUCCCAAAGCAGCGGCCGCAGACCUACCCUCGAUGGGGCCUCUUGGUGAGACGGCUAUGGGCCCCCCCGACACAGCGCCAAAGAAGGGUCGGUGUCCCUUCGGACACGGUGCGCCCUCUGGUGACAAACCAGCACCCAAGAUGGAGAUGGAGACCAUCCCCAAGCAUGAUCAAGUGGAUUCAGCCGACAAUCCUGAUGAGCAGAACGACGAUGAAGCACCCGAUACUUCUCCCAGCCCACCGAAUCAACCAACGGCCAGUAUCGUGUUCAACGGACCGGUGUUUUUUGGGUUUUCAGCAGAGCAGACUGCCGCGUUUAUGCAGCAGCUGGGCAAGCUGGGAACGAAUGGACUAGCCCAGAUGUGA